ACGCUGAAGCAGAGUUUAGCUGCUGUUAAGCAGGUCACCUGCUCGCUCAGGCUCAGAUUGCAGUGGUCCCCAGUCACAAAACAUGAACCAGUCCCGAUGGAUUGAACGGAGGACUCUGAAUAUGAGCAGUAGUGUUAUGAACAUAUCUGAACAUCUCUCCUGCCCUCUUGGAUUUGGUCACUACAAUGCAGUUGACAUCUGUAUCCUUGAGACAGUCGUUAUUGUCUUGCUCACAUUUUUGAUCAUUGCGGGUAACUUAACUGUGAUAUUUGUUUUUCACUGCGCUCCACUCCUGCACCAUUAUACCACCAGCUAUUUUAUUCAGACCAUGGCCUAUGCUGAUCUUUUUGUUGGAGUUAGCUGCUUGGUUCCUACUUUGUCACUGCUCCACUACUCGACAGGUGUCCACGAGUCCUUGACUUGUCAAGUUUUUGGAUACAUCAUCUCUGUGCUGAAAAGCGUAUCUAUGGCAUGUCUUGCUUGCAUCAGUGUGGAUCGCUAUCUCGCUAUAACCAAGCCUCUCUCCUAUAACCAACUGGUCACACCUUGUCGCUUGAGAAUCUGCAUCAUUUUGAUCUGGAUAUACUCUUGUCUGAUCUUCUUGCCUUCCUUUUUUGGUUGGGGGAAACCUGGUUACCAUGGAGAUAUUUUUGAAUGGUGUGCUACCUCCUGGCUAACUAACGCCUAUUUUACUGGCUUUAUCGUCUGCUUACUGUAUGCUCCUGCUGCCUUUGUCAUAUGUUUCACCUAUUUCCACAUCUUUAGAAUUUGCCGGCAGCACACCAAAGAGAUAAACGAUCGGAGAGCUCGGUUUCCUAGCCACGAGGUGGAUGCUGCUGGGGAGACCGGGCACAGCCCCGACCGCCGCUAUGCCAUGGUUUUGUUUCGGAUAACCAGCGUCUUCUACGUGCUGUGGCUCCCCUAUAUCAUCUACUUUCUGCUGGAGAGCUCUAGGGUCUUGGAGAACCCAGCGCUUUCCUUCUUAACCACGUGGCUUGCUAUAAGCAAUAGUUUCUGCAACUGUGUCAUCUAUAGCCUCUCCAACAGUGUUUUCAGGCUGGGACUGCGGAGACUCUCAGAGACAAUAUGCUCCUCUUGUAUGUGUUUAAAAGACAGGGACGUUCGGGACCCUAAACCGCGGAAACGGGCUAACUCCUGCUCCAUUUAAAGGAAACUGGCGAGUUCCGAUAGCGUUUGCUGUACCUGGAAGCUUGCCAGAAGAGGAAUGUUCACUUGACUAGCUUGUUGUGAUGGUAGAGUGAGUUUAAAAAGUGAUCGGUGAAAAGGAAAUGCUGCUGUGAGAGGGAGGUCGCUGAACUUGAGUAUAGCUCAUGUGGAGUUGUGAGGGGAGUGAUUCGACAGAGACGAUGCAAAAAAGAGCUAAAAAUCAAAGGGUGUGAAAUUAUAUCGCUCACAGAGGAGGUUCCUCAGCAAAUAAAUAAGUUAGGUACUACCUUAUACUUGCCCCCUCGUAGAAAAUUCGUCUUACUAUCUCUGUGUCAGAAUAUCCUGUAGCCUUCUGACUUUCCAUAGAUUUAAGAGGAAACAAUCAACAACACAGUAAGUGGCUAUUUGUGAAUUACAUACCUGAGGACUCUAGUAGAUAUUGCAGACUAAUAAUCAGCUCUGUCUCUGCUCGCACAUCUUGUACAAUUUUCAGUUGUACAAACAACCUGCAGUGCAUAAAACCUGCACUGGCCAUGAUGCUUUUUGGAUAAACCAGCACAUUUUGGUACAACUUUCACAGAAGUUCUCCCCUCUCAUUUCCCCUUUUCUUUUUUGCUCAUGCUGUGCAUCCAUAGAUUCCAUCUUGUCCAAGUGGUUUUGUUUGAAAACACCUAUCAAGUAAACUUGAGUUUCAAACCAUUCUUCCAGCUGUAAGCAGUAGCCCUCUCUGGCUGACUGAGUAGCUGCAGCUGCCCACGGACAUUGACUUCUCCAGUCUUGUCUUCUCUUGAUCCUGUUAAAUUAGCACAUGGUAUCAUGUAGUGUCCUUUAAGGUGUACUAAAGCUUUUCCUUUAUUGGCUACACAGAUAAUCCUAACGCAGAUGUGAUAACCACACACAGCAGUGUGCUUACUGCUUACAACACAAACACUAACCUUUCUUUGGGAAGUCUUCACUAGCUUACUGCCAUAGCUGUCAACCCAUUGUGUGAACCUAGCUUGCACAUACUGUAUUUAUUUCUUUUUUUUUUACCUUUUCUUCUUUGCUUUCUUUUUGUUAAGAGAAAGUGUAAAGUGUGGUCUGUGCCUGACGUUUUCAUAGCACAUGGACUAGGUCAACGCAACAGGAUUAACAAAAUUCUACACUUGCUUUAUGAGAAAUACUUCUGUGCAGUUGUUGAAUAGCUGUUUGUUAGACAAGUGUUCUUGGAGGAGGUGAACGAGGCCAUUUAGUGUGAAAUGCAGGCAGAGAGCUUCGCUAUUUCCUUUUGUACUGAACUGAUUUUCAGGUCCACUGAGGAAACCUUUUUUCUUUCUCUUUCAAGGGCGUACAUUAGGUUUGUGUAAUCAAUUGCCAGGGGUUCAGAUGCAUGCCAAUCAAUAAAAGAGUUAAAUUAUUAUUUUGAACCAAAUGUGAUUUUCUUAGAUGGUUAUUGGCUUUUAAAGAAAAGGCCCAGUUAUUGAUUGUUGGUGCCUUUUACCACUGCACUACGAUUCCUUCUUUCACCAAAACGCAUAUGUAAAAAUCGUGCCUCUUACUUUUUGUAAUGGAAGCUAACCACGCUUGCACACUUGUGGUUUGACUCUCAGCCUCCCUUACCUAUGUAUUCUUUGUUCUGUCGAGGUGGUUCUGAACCCCUGUACAUUUUUUUAAACCUGUAAGAAAGUUGAAACAAUGGAAUAAAGUAGUAUUAUGUAUAUCAAA
Molecule: messenger RNA, 2871 nt
Organism: Pogoniulus pusillus (Red-fronted tinkerbird)
Lineage: Eukaryota; Metazoa; Chordata; Aves; Piciformes; Lybiidae
Gene: GPR52
Product: G protein-coupled receptor 52
Exons: 1
Coding region: 83-1168 (361 amino acids)
Biological process (GO): phototransduction; G protein-coupled receptor signaling pathway; cellular response to light stimulus
Cellular component (GO): plasma membrane
Molecular function (GO): G protein-coupled photoreceptor activity
Source: RefSeq, a predicted model, not a curated record